UGAAAUCAAUGUCUCCAUCAAACUAGACAAUCUUGCAAAGAGGGAAAUCAUUCUGCUGAUCAGGAUGCUGUUGAACACAGCAAUCCUAAGACAAGAAUCGAUAGGGAUUGCUCGGCAAGGGUUUUAGUGCCACUCAAGCAUUUCAAAUUACCUAUUCUUGAUGAUUCCUUUUUCAUAAGGGACAAUCCGGCAGCUGGCAGAAGCACAACCUUCUCUCAAAAGAAGCCGAGCUUAAUGCUUGUAUCAAGAACCUUAUCUCCAGGAUCAAGGUUCGGUGGCAUUCGGGACACAAUAGCUCUGUCUAGUUGAAUAUCAAGGACACGAUCCAGGCAGCAUUGCAGACAUCAAUCAUGGAUGUCUUGAUACCUGAUCCACUGACUUUCAUGUUGAGGCUCACUGGACAUGAUGUUGAAUCAGAAAAACCUGAUCCUGAUAAAGAAUCUAAUAUCGGCGAAUCUUCUGCUUCCAAAGGUUCAGUGAUUGCACAUGAAAUAAAGCCAAUGGAUCGGAGGUUCUGGUUCGUACCAACACAAAGGAUAUGAUCAAAAUCAAUUUCAAUAUUACAUGCAGAGAUGUAGCUGGGGAGAAUUGUGUCGAUGAAACCAAAGCAACUGUUUUAUGGACAGGUGUGUUAUAAGUGACAUCAGUGUGGAAAUUCCCCCGCUUCAACAAAUCACACAUUCUUUCUGCUUGCAUUUUCUUGUCCCGGGAGAGUACACGCUAUUAGCCGCAGCAGUGAUUGAUAAUCCAAGCGACAUUCUACGUGCUCGUGCGAAGGCCACUUCACCAUCCGAGCCAAUUUUCUGCCGGAGACCACCGUAUCGCGUUCGUGUUCACGAAACUGCUUGACAUUUUUUGUCUAUAAAUACGAUGUGAACUUCAUGAGCUUAUAUUUGUGGAUUUAGGGUGUUAUCAUUUGUAUGAGUUUUUCAUAUGAUGCCCCCUGGGUGGUUCUGAUUGAUAUUUCUUGGAGUUGUGCUCUCUAAAUUAAGAAUCCAACUGAAGACAUUGAGGUUUCAACUGUAAAUCAUGUCAAAUUCGAUUGUGCUGUGAUGCGAUAGUUGCCAACAUGCUCAAAUUUAUUAAUAAAUACACAAUUCACACACUAAAGGUUAUUAAAUCU
This is a messenger RNA of Arachis duranensis, 1123 nucleotides long. Its product is annotated as trafficking protein particle complex II-specific subunit 120 homolog. The coding region runs from base 619 to 849 and encodes 76 amino acids. The record is from RefSeq and is a predicted model, not a curated record. NCBI's taxonomy places the organism in Eukaryota, Viridiplantae, Streptophyta, Magnoliopsida, Fabales, Fabaceae. The transcript is spliced from 2 exons.